AUGGCGGGCCCAGUCAGUGCCGCUUCAGCAGAGCUGGGUGAUGUGUCCACCUUCGAGAUCGAGUGCAAGAACACCUUCCUACACAUUAGUGAGCGACCUUCUCGAGACGGCCGCGCUGGCCAAGCAGUUAGCCGCAGCCGUAGUUGGACCCCCUCCUCCGCGGGAAGCAGUCCAGAAAAAUCCUCUGAACCUUCGGUUUCUAGUCUAAUUCGGCACUUUGUCCCAAACUUGGAGGAAACACCGCCGCCUUCGCAUCAGCUCUUCAAUCAUGUUGCCAGCUCAACUAGCCAAACCUCGCGCUCAAGUGGCCGGGCCAGAAGCGAUUUCAGUCACGGCUCUGCUGACUUUGAAGAGCAUGCAGCGAUACGGGCUGAGGUUGCUAGCAUGAUUGAUUGCCCUUCCGUUGGAUCACGGCUACACUUCGAAGGAAAGUGUCAACCGUGCCGCUUCAUAGAUCAUCCAGACGGUUGUCGGAAUGGCUAUGAUUGCAACUUCUGCCAUUUCCGAGAUCAUGAGGCAACCAGCGCAAAGACCCACCGGCCCUCCAAAGGAGUCCGAUCAGGGUACAAGAGAAGCGUCAAUCAGGUCAUCCAAUCCGACAUGCCGGAGGAGCAGAAGCUCGAAGCAUACAAAAAACUGGCAGAACGCAGCCCGUACAUGCGGUGUCUGCUCCGAGCGGUGGUGCCUAACAUCGAUGACUUGUUAGAGGAGCACGGCGGCGAGGCGUCAAGCUCCGGCAUCGACCAGCCUCGUGCUCCUGGCUUGCAGCCCAGCAGUUCCGUACCGCGAACGCCUGGUCAGCAGAGCGGACCUGGAGGGUCCAAGAUCUCCCUGUGA
Molecule: messenger RNA, 837 nt
Organism: Symbiodinium pilosum
Lineage: Eukaryota; Dinophyceae; Suessiales; Symbiodiniaceae
Source: the annotation of a GenBank genome assembly